Messenger RNA from Chaetura pelagica (chimney swift), 1245 nucleotides. It is a transcript of the gene CLMP, whose product is annotated as CXADR-like membrane protein. Lineage: Eukaryota; Metazoa; Chordata; Aves; Apodiformes; Apodidae. Gene Ontology annotation, cellular component: cytoplasmic microtubule; cell surface; membrane. The record is from RefSeq and is a predicted model, not a curated record.
AUGCAAUUACAGUGGGCGCAUUCCAGAGGCGUUCCUUUGAAUCCUGUGCAGGUCUGCCUGCUGUUCCUGGGAGAAAGGAAGAAAAAGGGAGGAAAAGUCCCUCUUGCUUGGAGACGGAAUUCCCUCUUGCUUGGAGACGGAAUGUCUGCUCUUUCCAUUCUCUUUUUAGCCUCCUGUUCUGUUUGGCUGUCCAAGGCUCAGACUGAAUUUAAGAGAGUGGCUGAAGAGAACGUGACUCUGCCCUGUCACCAUCGCCUGGGGCUCCUGGAGCAAGGGAGCCUGGACAUCGAGUGGCUGCUGCACGUCUCGGAGACGGUGCAGAAAGCGGUGAUCACUUACUCUGGAGGCCGCGUCUAUGAUGACCUGAAUGAGGAACAGAAAGGGCGUGUUUCCUUCACAUCCAACUUCCUUGCUGGAGAUGCAUCCUUACAAAUCAUAUCCCUGCAGUCCAGUGAUGCAGGGAAGUACAUUUGUAAGGUUAAAAAUGCUGGGCAGUACGAGUGGGCUCGAAUCACCCUGAAGGUUGUAGAAAAGCCCUCCAAGCCCAAGUGCUGGCUGGAAGGGGAGCUGCUGGAGGGCAAGGAGCUGGCCCUGCAGUGCCGCUCGGCCUCGGGCACCGCGCCCAUCUCCUACCGCUGGCAGCGCAUCCGCCGCGAGGACCGCAGAGCCGAGCACCUCCCGCCCAGCUCCACAGUCAACAUUUCCAAGCCUGGCCAAGUCCUGCUGAAAAUGAGCACGGGGUUGUACCAGUGUGUUGCCACCAACGAGGCAGGACAAGAAAGCUGUGUUGUUCAGGUGACAGUGCAACAUGCCCAAAAUAUUGGCAUGAUUGCUGGAGCAGUCUGUGGUGUGGUGCUGGGGCUCUCCCUUCUUUUCCUGGUGGUGAGGCUGACGAUAAGGAGGAAAGAGAAGAAGAGAUAUGAGGAAGAGGAGACACCAAAUGAAAUCAGAGAAGAUGCUGAGGCACCCAAGGCCCAUCUGGUCAAGCCCAGUUCCUCCUCCUCUGGUUCCAGGAGCUCACGCUCAGGCUCCUCCUCAACCAGGUCAACAGCCAACAGUGCCUCCCGCAGCCAACGGACUUUGUCAACAGAAGCUACUCCCCAUCUCACUCCUCCCCAGUACAGCCAGAGGCAGGCAGAAGGAAAGGAAACGGAGCCAAAGAAAGUUGACUACUCCAACCUGAUGAAAAUGGGAGCCACUCUGGUGAUGGUGCCUGCCCAAAGCCGAGCCUUCCAGACAGUCUGA